CGGUAGCUGCAGCCUGCGGAGGCAGAGGCAGCCAGAGUUGCGCCGGACGACGUUGCACCGAGCAGGAGAACUGCUGACUACGUCUCCAAGAACUGUGUGAACAAAAAGAGGCCGUAUUCCUGCAUCCAUCUUGGACUCAGACAGUCAGAGGGCAGUUAAAAAGGUGGAGAGAGCCCAUCCGUCACCCACCGACCACGCGUCAGCCUUCCUCAGCAUGGCAGAUGAUCGACAGCCAGAAGACGGAGCCCCACAAUGGGACCCUUCAGGGGGGCAGGAGUCCGGUGGAACCCGAGGAGCGAAUGGCUACUCAUCAUCUGCAUACAGGACAUGUCAGCCUGGCGCUACCAACACAACCUCAACCGCCUACUCUGGCAGGGAGAAUGGAUUUAACGGGGACCUGACCAGUGCUCACGCCAUCACUGCAGAGCAAGUGUCUGCACGGAUUGUGCAAGAAGUGACAGCAGAGGCAGUGGCUGUGCUCAAGGGUGAACAAGAAACGCAGCGGCUGCCAUCAGUGGAAGACACCACCAAUUUGCCUCCCUCACCUCCUCCAUCACCUGCAGCAGAACACUUUGGUCCUCUAGAUCAAGAUGUAGGGGAUGAGGAGGAGGCAGGUCCUCUCCGCCGCUUUCAAAAUUCUCGGGAGAGGUGCAAGUUCCUCGCCCCCUCCAUCUCAGUGUCCGUGCCUGAGGAUGACCCCUACCACUCCGACGAGGAGUACUAUGAGCACCCCUUGUUCAGCCCAGAGUGGACCCACUCGGGCUCUCGCCCCACAGGGCAGGCUGUGGCCUUUAGACAGAUUGAAGAAGAGACCAUCGAAGCUCUUACAUCUGAAUACGAGGAGGAGGUGGAAGAGGAGGAGGAGGAGGAGGAGGAAAGUGCAGAGGCACCCGAGUCCGAGGCAGCUCUUGAUGAGCAGCUGUCGACUGAGGAAGAGCCUGAGCUGGACAGCCCUCAAGCUGAGCUAUUAGAGCAGGCAGACACCUUAGACAUGGCUCACAGUCAAAGCCUGGAGCAAGCUGAAGCAGCCAGUGCUGCUACUGAGAGCUCUAUGGACAAAGAGGAGGACGUAGAGGGCGAGGAAGGUCCUGAGACAGCUGUGAUGGAUAAGCAAGGGAGCGAGAAAAGUGGAUCCAUGAGCCCAGACAGCAUUGGAUCGGAAAAACGUCCGGAGGAAGGUUUUGAGCAACCGAUACAAGAGUUCUUUGCUGGGGAACGUAUGGUACCAGAGAGCCCCACUAUGGACAUGCCCUUUGUACCUCCAAAUGUUGAAAGCAAAGCCAAAGAAUCCAGGUCAUUCACUCUUCAGCCAGCAUACGGGGAGCCGAUUACUGUGUCCGAGAAGCAGCCUUCCGUGGAGUUGGUGGAGUUUACCAGUAUUGGUGCCCCUUCGGAUUUCUCUUCACUGGCAGCAAAAGUUGGUGAAGGGGAAUCGACGAAAGAUACGACUGACAAAUCUGGAAUGUCAGCUUAUUUUGAAACAUCGGUUGUAGAUGAACCCCAAAGUAAGGGUGAGGGUUACUAUGAACUUAGCAAAUCUAGUGAAGAUAAGGAUACAGGGGAUUCCAAGGAUGUAGUUCAAGAUACGCAUUUAUCCAUGGAUAGUUGUGAAACCAAAAAGAGUGAGCUGCAAGACACCCGGAUUUUCUCUGUCCCAGACAGAAGCAAUGAAUGCAGACUCUCCCCUGGCAAACUUGCCUUGGAACAGCGGAGCUACUCACUUAACAUCACUAUAGGAGCAGUGGAUCAAGCCAGACUAAGGAAUGUCUCCCCACUGGCGACUGAUAUACUCUCAUACACCAGUGGAAGCUUGGAUGACUCAGCCGAUUACCUCCCUGUCACGACCCCCGCUGUGGAAAAACCUCCUGCUUUCCCUCCGCUUAUUUUAGAAACUGCCCCAUCGGUCACUUCUGAUACAUCAUCUCCUCCAAGAACAUUUGAAUCGGAAUCAAAAUCUUUUCCUGAGCCACAGUCACCAGAGUCGCCUGAGCCCAGUAAGCCUGACGAUAAAAACGGCACCGUCAUGGCUCAAGACCUGCCGGAAAUGCUUGACCUUGCUGGCACCCGUUCUAGAUUGGCAUCGGAAAAUACUGAGCCAGAAAUGGUCAGGAGGAAGUCAAUUCAAGCUGACGCGCCUGCUUUUUCUGAUGACCCUAUGGCAAGCUUCUCAGGAGAGCUCAGUCCUGGAGUCAGAAAGAGCGACAGUCAGCUGGAAGAAAUGGGUUAUUGUGUGUUCAGUGAAUACUCAGGGCCGAUGCCAUCCCCAGCAGAUGUGUUCAGUCCGACAAGCGCGAGUGCUCAAGGUUUCACCCCAUCGGUUUUGGAAGAGAAGGUGGCUGAGCAAGCCAGGAAAUUGGCUGUGAGAGACACAUCUGAGGAUGAAAAAAGUGAACUUGUGUCUCAUCUCAGUGAAGAUAAAAACAACACAUAUUUAGAGGAAAGGGAAUGGCCUGAGACAAAAUCUAAAGAGGCUGAUGAUCAAAUGGAGACUGUUGAAAUGCAGGUAACGGCACCUGUUCAGCCAGUGGACACUUUUAUAACGCCUACAGUCACAGUGACUUUAGAAGAAGGUGGAAGGUCAGGAAGCGAGACCGAAAGGCAAGCUAGUGGGGAAGGGUCGGCUUCAGAAACAGAGAUUGCUGACUACGAGAGGCAGAUCCGUAAACUGGAGAUGGAAGAUAGACCCCUAAGUUUGGAAGAGGAGCGUGAACUGCAGGAGCUCCGCGAAAAGGUUAAAUUGGUCCACCAGGAGGCAUACGAGGAAGUGGACGCAGAGGAUGUGUACCAGCUGACCGGUGUUGCAAAAGACCGCAUCGCAAGACCCGUGAAAACUUCACCAACGUCCUCUGUGGAUAGCAAUAUUGAUGAUGACAAGCUGCUCUCACCUGUUCUUUCACCUUCAAAGUUAAAGCAAAGAGAAUUGUACGGCUCUCCAAAGAGAUCAGCUUCUCCUCUCCUGGGGAUCAACACAGAGGAAAAGGAAAAAGACAAUGUUGACGCCAUAGAAGCUGCUGAGAAAAAGACCAAAGUAGAUGAGGAAGAUGUCAAAUUGACAGUCGGGGUUGAGGCUGAAACGAAAGUUGAAGAUGAGAAAGGCGUACACAAAGAUGAGAAAGUGGAAGAAGAAAGGUUGAGGUUAGAAAAUGAAGAAACCGAGCGCAAAAUUAAGGAUCAAGAAAUGAAGGAAAUGGAGGAAAGAGAACUUGAAAGGAAAGAAAAAGAGGCACAGGAGAAAAAUGAGAGAGAAGAGAAAGAAAGAAUGGAAAAAGAGAAAAGGGAGAAAGAAGAAAGAGAGAAAAUUGAAUGUGAGCAAAGGGAAAGGGAAGCUAGAGAGAACAGGGAAAGAGAAGAAAAAGAAAAACUAGAACGAGAGAAAAUGGAAAGAGAGGAGAAAGAGAAAAUGGAGAUGGAGAAAAGAGAACAGGAGGAGAGGGAGAAGUUAGAGCAAGAACAGAGGGAAAGGGAAGAGAAGGAGAAGUUGGAACAAGAGAAACAGGAAAGAGAAGAGAAGGAGAAGUUAGAACGUGAGAAAAGGGAAAGGGAAGAGAAGGAGGAAAAAGAGAAAAAGGAAAGGGAAGCGAAGGAGAAAUUGGAACAAGAGAAACGGGAAAGAGAGGAGAAGGAAAAAUUAGAACAAGAGAAAAGGGAAAGAGAAGCCAUGGAGAAAUUAGAACAGGAGAAAAGGGAAAAGGAAGAGACCGAGCGAUUAGAAAAAGAGAAAAGGGAAAAGGAAGAGAGGGAGAAACUAGAACAAGAGAAAAGGGAAAAGGAAGAGACCGAGCGAUUAGAAAAAGAGAAAAGGGAAAAGGAAGAGAGGGAGAAAUUAGAACAAGAGAAAAGGGAAAAGGAAGAGAGGGAGAAAUUAGAGCUAGAAGAAAAGGAAAAACUGCAGCAAGCAGAAAGGUUGAAGGUGGAAGAAGAGCUGAGAGAAAAGAAAGAAAGGGAAGAGCGUGAAAAACUCGAACAGGAACUUAAAGAGGAGAAAGAGAGAGAGAAAGUAGAUGAGUUGUUGAAGGAGAAAGCAGGAGCUGGAUCACCUGAGAAGAAGGAGAUUCUGGAGACACAUGCCGCCAUUGAGUCGGUGGUUACUGUCGAGGACGACUUCAUCACUGUGGUCCAGACCAUUGAUGAGGCGGAAGAGCCUGGACACAGCGUUCGCUUCUCUGCGCCCCCUGAAGCUGAAGCUCUGUGCGCCACAACACAAGAGGAUGAAGAGGAGGAAGAGGUGGAGUCUGCCCAGGAGGUGGAGAUGGAGGCGGCCAGUCUUGAGGAGGUCUGCGAUGAACCUGAUGUCCCUGUGUCACCUGGGCGAAAGACGGAAGGUCGGACUGAGAGCUUUGACCGCGAUGAGACCACAAUGGACGACUCCAUUCUAGACAGCUCAUGGGUGGACACUCAAGAUGACGAUAAGAGCAUGAUGACUGAACAAAUCGAGCCCCUGCCGAAAGUGGCGACACCUGUGAAGAAGCUUGACGUGACUGAGAAGAAGCAGCCGCAGCAGAAGAAGACGGAGAAGCAGACAGUAAAAGCCAAAACCAAGGGAGGUCGCACAAAAGGCAGAAUCUCGACCCCGGAGCGCAAACCUGCGCGAAAAGAACCCGUCUGCAUUCCCAGAGAGGAAAUCAAGAAGAAGAAAGCUGUGAUUAAGAAGACUGAACUCUCCAAAAAAAUCGAGGUUCAGACUUUCUCCCCAACUAAGAGGAGCAUGCAGAGACCGCGCCAAACCCGAUCAAAUCAACACCAUUCCUGCCCAAGAAGAAGAGCGACAGAGAUGCUACCAGAUGGUCGCCACCCCUUCAGUGUUGCACGAAGGUCUUGUGACAGAAUAUCAUGCCAUGUCCAUCGUUUUCAACUAACAAAGAUUCCCACCUCCAUGUUUGGCGUGACUGCUUCAUUAGAUAGACUCCGCCCAUCCAAACCAUCAUUGUUACCGAGGCUGAUAGAAAAGGACGGUGCAUCGAGAAGCCCAGCGUCGGUUCCUCGCCACGCCUCCUAUCUAGGUCGCCGAGGGUAUCAUGAACAUGAAGAGAGUUCCACUUCAAUCACAAGCUCUGGUUCCACUGCUCCUCGCAGACCCACUUCAUUUCACACCGAAAUGAGAGCAGAACAUCGAAGAGGUCGUGCUCCCAACAUGACUGUCACAGAUCCAGUGAGAUCCCGUUCGGCGCGCAGCGGCCAUUCCACGCCACGCACCCCGGGCUCCACAGCCAUCACCCCUGGAACCCCCCCCAGCUACUCGUCGUCCUCGAGGACCCCAGGCACCCCACGCUCCCUAAGCCUGCUCUCCCAGGAGAGGAAAGUGGCUGUGGUCCGCACCCCACCCAAGUCACCCGCCACCACACCGAAGCAGCUCCGCAUCAUCAACCAGCCGCUGCCUGACUUCAAGAAUGUCAAGUCCAAGAUCGGCUCGACGGAAAACAUCAAGUACCAACCCAAGGGAGGACAGACGCUCAUGGACCCCAAAACGCCACCAGAGGUGAAACAUAGAGCCUCUUGGAUCUGGAAGUCUGUGCUGCGGCUCAUCUCCUUCACGCUGUGUCUGUCAAGUGCACACAGUAUGACCUGGACGCAGAACUUUCUGAAUCGUAUCUUUAACACGAAGUUGGACUUCAGUCACUUUAAAUCGAAACACAUCUCCAAGACUAAUCACAACGGCAACAGUGUUCUCAUCCCCAGUGUUAAGCUGGACUAUAGCCAUGUUCAGUCUAGGUGUGGGUCCUUGGACAGAAGGGGCUACUCAGCAGGAGGUGGAAACGUGCAGAUCCAGAACAAGAAGAUCGAUCUGAGCCAUGUGACCUCCAAGUGCGGCUCUCUGGACAACAUCCACCAUCGACCAGGCGGCGGCCAUGUCCGUAUCGAGAGUGUGAGGCUGGAUUUCAAAGACAAAGCCCAAGCCAAGGUGGGUUCCCUGGAUAACGCUCACCACACUCCUGGUGGCGGCCGUGUCAUGAUUGAGAGCUACAGGCUCAGCUUCCGUGACCAAGCUAAAGCCAGAGUGGACCACGGAGCAGAUAUCGUCGUCCAGUCUCCAGGCAGGUCGGGAUCAAUGUCUCCUCACCGCCACCGCGACAGCCACCUCUCCUCCUCCGGCAGCCUCAACAUGAUGGAGUCGCCGCAGCUAGCCACUCUGGCAGAGGACGUCACGGCGGCUCUGGCCAAGCAGGGUUUGUGAACCCCCUGAGUCUAUGCCUAAAAGAAAAGGGACCUACUCCCCGACCUCUCUGCUGCCGCCCUGAGGCCAAACUGUUACUACACCUUAUGCUCAUUCUCCGCUUUGAAACCACGUAAAGAUUCUCCGACCCUAUUCUUUGAUUCAAGUCUUUCCUUUCUGGCCUCUCUACCUUGAAUGACGUUGCAUAGAAUAGUUCAGUGCUGGUCCUGGAAUCCUUUCACCGGACCAGCUUUUUUUUUCUAUUUUUUUUUUUUUUUCUUGAGUCGACGGGCCAGCACUUCAUACAGCACGUGUUGUUCUUGCCCAGUAAAUCAGUAGACGUGCAUGGACACCGAACCCCUUAACAAACCAAACACCCUUACUGCAAUUAUACUAAUAUUUAAUAUCUAUAGAAUAUCAUGUAUAUAAGUACUACAUCUUCAUGUCUCUGAACCAUCUCACAUGGAUGUAAGGCCACAAAUAAUUGCAGGCCAAGUUAUGUCACGCAUGUGCUGAUUCUAAAAGAGGCUAUUUUGUAAUUUUAAAAAGGGACUUUAGUAAGUUGGAAGAGGUUAUCAUUUGGUAGUUUUUAGUUGUUUGCAGUGUUAGGUUAGGAGAAUUGAGGCUGGUGUCACUCACUAUUAGAGAUAAGGAGACGCUCACCUAGACAGCUCAACAAUAAUAAACACUUCAGUAAACACCCCAGGACUGACCGAUGAAGAGACUUGAUCAGACGAGCAGCUACUCUGAAAUAUGUCGGUGUGUUAGUUUGGUGCAGAUCCCAUGGCGUUCUAUGGCAAAUGCUACCGUGUGUGGAUGUUUCGUUGCGUUCUGUAAGAAGCGGAAGUGGAAAAAAAAAAUUGCCUAAACGUUCAUUGAAAUCAGACGACAGGUCAAAGUGUUUCUUUUUCAGACUCUACUUGUGGUAUAAUCUGCCUCCUUCCUGGUUACUGUUCUCAACUGCAACUGUUUGUUUGCUUCUGUGUUUUUUCCGCUCUCCCUCAUCUCUCUCUGUCCUUCCCUUCUUAGCUCCUCCCUCUCCUGCAGCUUCACCCUCCAGCAACUGUAAAUGUAUUUAAAAAAAAGAAGAAAAAAAAAAGAUGAAGUAGAUGUACGCAGUUUUUCUCUUGUCGAUCUGACUCAGAUUCCAAUAAUUAAUGACAAUAAAAAUGACAA
This is a messenger RNA of Synchiropus splendidus (mandarinfish), 7327 nucleotides long. It is a transcript of the gene map2, whose product is annotated as microtubule-associated protein 2. The transcript is spliced from 21 exons. Gene Ontology annotation, molecular function: microtubule binding. Gene Ontology annotation, biological process: neuron projection development; microtubule cytoskeleton organization. Lineage: Eukaryota; Metazoa; Chordata; Actinopteri; Syngnathiformes; Callionymidae. Gene Ontology annotation, cellular component: neuron projection. Bases 215 to 6172 code for a protein of 1985 amino acids. The record is from RefSeq and is a predicted model, not a curated record.